AUGUUAAGAAUGAGACGUUACGAACAGAACAUCGAUAAAGUAAAACUGAUGCUCAAUGAUGUAUUCAAGCUCUCCAGAGUGAUAGGAACGUUCCCGAUCGACUCGGAAUAUUCGGGUAUCUCCAAAUAUAACCUCGCUGGGGGAGUAAUCUUUUACGUAUUAGGGAGUAUCAUUCUAACUGUGUCAGCUCACUGUGUACUACGCGAUGACGAAAUACUGCAUUCAAGAAUUCUUUACAUCUUUGAGAUCACACCCAUCAUCAUCUUCCAUUCGAUUAAUUUACUUUGGCUCGUUGUGAACAGACGGCUCAUGAAGCAAAUAUACGACGAGCUGAUGGAAAUCGAAAGUCAACUUUGUAACAGAGGUAUCGAUUGGUCAUAUAAUCCAAGUUGGCGCAUUAAAUACCUUGGUUUAAUAACAAUGGCAUUAUGUUAUAUUUUGUGGGAGUAUUACAAGUCAGUACGUGGCGUUACUGCAGCUCUGCCAUUCGAUAUUGAAGUUGAUAAGGAUAAUUGA
Nezara viridula (southern green stink bug) is the source of this 516-nucleotide messenger RNA. The record is from the annotation of a GenBank genome assembly. NCBI's taxonomy places the organism in Eukaryota, Metazoa, Arthropoda, Insecta, Hemiptera, Pentatomidae.